Anoplopoma fimbria (sablefish) is the source of this 1962-nucleotide messenger RNA. It is a transcript of the gene sil1, whose product is annotated as SIL1 nucleotide exchange factor. The record is from RefSeq and is a predicted model, not a curated record. The transcript has 11 exons. Lineage: Eukaryota; Metazoa; Chordata; Actinopteri; Perciformes; Anoplopomatidae. Bases 76 to 1461 code for a protein of 461 amino acids.
GUGUGGCGGAGGGAUACUGGUGCUCUCUGUCGGUCCCCGGGCUCCACCGCUGCUCUCUCUUCUGUCCCAGGCAGCAUGGAGCUGAUAUCCAGCCGCGCCAGAGGAGCUGCUUUCCUCUUGCUGCUGCUGCUGCUGCACUGCUGUCAGAUAGACACCAUUCUUGGACAGAAGUCUGACCGGGCAUUGACUGUCGUGGAGAACACAGAAGGAAGGGAGGGAGGAGGUGCUGAUGAAGAAGCAGAGGUGAGUGUUGAUGAAGAUGAAGGAGACUUGGAGGUGGUCCAACCUACGGAGGAUUGGCAAACGCUCAAACCAGGCCAGGCAGUGCCAGCAGGUUCCCAUGUGAGGCUGAAUCUGCAGACCGGUCAGAGGGAGGUCAAACUGGGAGAAGAGCAGCUUAAAUAUUGGACACAAGAACACAAAGAGACAGAAGAGCAUCAGUCCACGAUCAGUCCUGUUGAGCUGAAACGGGCCAUGAAGAAGAUGAAGGAGGACCUGAACCCAGUGAGCAAAGAUACACACCAACAGGACUCUGUGGCGUCCAAGUACCGCCCCCUAGAGGAGCUCAGGAGAGACAUGGCUCAGCUGGACCUGCUGGUGGAGACUGAUGUUCAGAUAAUGAAGCGCCUGCUCGACCAGUUUAACAGCAGCAAAUGCACCACCGAGCAGAAGCUGAGCCUCCUGCUGGAGCUGGAGUAUCUGGUGCAUCAGGUGGAUAAUGCUCAGACCCUCUCUUCGAUGGGGGGUCUCCAACUGAUUCUAGAAGGUCUGAACAGCACCGACUUCAGAUUGCAGGAGAGCUCUGCCUUUGUUCUGGGGUCUGCUGUGUCCAGUAAUCCGGAGGUUCAGGUGAAGGCUGUGGAGUGUGGGGCUCUGCAGACGCUCUUAACCAUACUGGCCACUGCACAGCCAAUCAGAGUCAAAAAGAAGGUUCUGUUUGCCUUGGCCUCCCUCUUGCGUAACUUCCCCUACGCACAGCGCCACUUCCUGUCACACGGAGGGCUGCAGGUCCUAUCAGAGCUGUUCAGGGCAGACGGAGGUGGAGUCCUGCGUACGCGCAUUGUCACCAUGUUGUAUGACAUGAUCAGUGAGAAGGAGCUGAUCUCUCAGGCUGGUCUGGACCUGGUGCUGGACGCCUCCCAUGAGGAGCGGGUGCGUCAGUACUCUGAGGUGUCUCUGCAGGGGGAGCUGCUGGAGAAGGGCUGGUGCAAUCUGGUCCCACAGCUGCUGGAGUCAACCGAGCAUGACUACAGAGAGAAGGCUCUGCGGGCUUUGUUGGCGAUGGCUCCCAUGUGUUUGGAUCAGUACCGCUCACACAGCUCUCUGCUGGGCUCGCUGCUCUCUCUCAGAGACCAAUACCAGGAAAUGGUCCAGUCCGAAAUGAUUGUAGGAGAGGAGAACGGCUACUAUGCAGAGAUUGUAGAACUUAUUAAUGCUCUACAUGUCAAAAUGAAACGGUGAGAUGAGUGCAUUGUGGCAUUUUACGUGGCCGCACAAUGCAGAGAGAGAGACUUAUUUAUUGACUGUCGGGAUGAAACCAUCACUCUUCAAAACUCAUGGCCAACAACAGAAGGGCAACCUCCCCAAGACAAGAGUCUGCAGCACGCAACUCAAGGACAAGAGCCACGCCUUUGAGGACCCUCAUGUUGGGCUGGCCCUGUAGGUGGCGGAUUCAUUGGUUAGUCAGUAUGAACUUGGAGUUAGAACUUUUUUGGGACGUGGGUGGGGAUAAGAAUAAAGUUGUAUUUUUUUACUUUAUGUUCAUGAUUUAAGAAUAAACUAUUAAGUAAAAGUGAGCAUGUUGUAUUUGUGGAUUUCCUGUAGUGUAACCUUCAAACUAGACCACGAAUUCUCGUGUUAAAAGUCAAAGCUAUAAUCUAUUCGUGCUGUGUAAACUGAACAUUUUGCCUUUGGAUUGUGUUUUGUUCUCUCUCUCCCAGAUGUUCAUCUGUUGCUACAGCA